AUGGCACUGCGACUUGCCUCAACACUGCAAGCACACGCACAAACGAAGACCGGUCCGAGCACCUCACUACCACCUCUGUCUGUUCUACCGACGCGUGUCUUGCUCAGAUCACUGCUAGUCUCAACAAUAUCGUCGAAGAGAUUCCUCCUCAUUCCCGCCCUUUCGCUGAUGACCUUCCUCUCCAAGCCUAACAGGAUCUGGCUAUUUGACGUGGACAGAAAUCCGAUUCUGCAUGGAAUAUUAAAGAAAACCUUCUACAAUCAAUUCUGUGCUGGAGAGAAUGGGGCAGAAUGCAGAUCUACCAUUCGGGAAAUGAAAGACAUGGGCUUCCGCGGUAUGAUUUUGACAUACGCUGCUGAGACUGUGUUUGAUCAUAGUACCCAGGCUCAGCAGGGACAGGGUGUUGCUGCUUUGAAAGGCGAGCAGGGGGAUGUGUCCGUCAAUGCUGCGGUUUACCAAUGCCCCAGCAUUGAAGCUUGGCGGAAAGGGACAGUUGAGACAAUCUACAUGACGGAAGCAGAAGAUUACCUCGCAGUCAAACUGACAGGUGCUGGCGUCAAAGUCACCGACGCUUUCGCCGCUGGAGAGUUGCCUCCGCAGCAAAUGAUGGAUGCACUGUAUGAGGUGUGCACAAAGGCCAAAGACCGAAAGGUUCGCAUCCUCGUUGACGCUGAGUCCCAGCAUUUCCAAAGGGGCAUUUCACGGGUUGCUGUGGAACUUAUGAGGAAAUACAACCGCGACGGUUACGCCACCAUCUACAAUACCUAUCAGGCCUACCUUAAAAGCACGCCAGAGACACUGGUCAGCCAUCUCGCUGUGGCAAAGGAAGAUGGAUUCACUCUUGGCCUUAAGCUCGUGAGAGGAGCAUACAUGGCCACGGAUGAACGGUCCCUGAUCCAUGACACGAAGGAAGACACCGACAGGGCAUACAAUAUGAUUACACAGGGGGCAUUGAGAAAGAAUAUUGGAGAAUUUGGAGACAAGGGCAGCCGCAACUUCCCCUCGGUGAAUCUGUUCCUGGCAAGUCAUAACAAAGAGAGCGUGGUGGCUGCGCACAAGCUUCAUAAACAUCGUGUCAUGUCUGGCUUGCCUACCGUGCCCGUGCGUUUUGCCCAGCUUCAUGGUAUGUCUGAUGAGGUCAGCUUUUCGCUGCUUCAGAUGAAUGAUGGUGAUGGAACACCGGAAGUUUAUAAAUGCUCCACUUGGGGAGGGAUGGGUGAAUGUCUGGCUUAUCUUCUUCGUCGGGCAAUCGAGAAUCGGGAUGCUGUUCUGCGAACGGAUAGCGAGUAUCGGGCGUUGAAGAAGGAGGUUUCCCGCAGAGUGAAGUCGGUGUUUUCUCUUCCGCCGUCUUCAUAG
This is a messenger RNA of Penicillium vulpinum, 1356 nucleotides long. RefSeq lists its product as uncharacterized. The record is from RefSeq and is a predicted model, not a curated record. Gene Ontology annotation, cellular component: mitochondrion. NCBI's taxonomy places the organism in Eukaryota, Fungi, Ascomycota, Eurotiomycetes, Eurotiales, Aspergillaceae. The transcript has 2 exons. The coding region runs from base 1 to 1356 and encodes 451 amino acids. Gene Ontology annotation, molecular function: FAD binding; proline dehydrogenase activity.